AUGGAUACAGGAUAUCCUACCGCCCCAGCCCCAGGCUGCCAAAGCCAAGCGGCAAAUACUGCUAAUAUGGCUAACAAUCAACCAGAAUCAUCCCCGUACGCCGGUCCUCAAACUACCCUACAAUUCCAAGAUGGGCUACAAUUCGCCAUUCCUACUUCAUUGUACAAGAAGUUUUUCGAGUAUGAAAUUUCCGAUUUCAACGAGUAUCUGAUGAACUUCCCUGGUGAUUGUGGACAUGUUAUCGUCCACUUUCUCUACACGGGCACCUACCAAUAUCUCAAGCUAAAGGGCACAUGUCAAUGUGAGAAGGACAAGGACAUUGAUGAAUUCAUAACAUGUGCCCAAGUAUACAAGAUUGCGGGAGACUGUCUCCUAUUUCCCCUGAAAAAACUCGUCAGAGUCGAAAUGGAACGCCUCGGGGGCCGCUUACAAGUAACGCAACUCCUUAAUGCGAUGAAGGAUGUGUACCUGACCCUUCCCGAUACCGAUAAAUGGCUUCGCAACUUUCUCAAGUCUCUAGUUGAACGCCUCAUCGAGAAUCCUUCCAUUCCCAUCGAACUCGGUGAUUCGCAGAGCCUUGGUCACCAUACGUCGAUCGCUAGUUUCCUUGUUGGAACCGCAAUUGAGCUAUGUCGCGAAAAGGUUCACGCGUCCCAGCGAGGUCAUACCACCGUGGUUACAAUUCAGGGCCAUCUUCACGAAGCUCAAGCCCGAGGAAGUGAACAUUUAGAACCUAAGCUGCUCCUCGACCAGAACUCGCAGAAGGAUCAGAAUGCGAAGGUGAAAAGCGAGGAAGACGAAGAACUACAGGGUCUAAAGAACGGGGGAAAUACAUUGCCUUUGCAUCCUGUGGGCGGGACGAGCUCAAACAAUGUUAAAGAACCGAAAGCACCGGCUAAUCCCAACAAUGAAGAAAUGUUUGAGGUCCCCCUAACCACGGGGGCAAAGACGUACUAUGACCUCCCCGAGGCUCACACGACUUACUCUUUCGAAAGGCUCCUAACUGUAUGUGCAGAGGAGCGCUUCAGAAAAUUCUCUCCGGAGGAACUGCGAUGGAAACAAAUGGUUUGGGAGAGAGAUCACCCUGAGGGUGUCUAG
Molecule: messenger RNA, 1098 nt
Organism: Daldinia vernicosa
Lineage: Eukaryota; Fungi; Ascomycota; Sordariomycetes; Xylariales; Hypoxylaceae
Exons: 3
Coding region: 1-1098 (365 amino acids)
Source: RefSeq, a predicted model, not a curated record